UUCCUGGGGGUGGAGAGGACCUCAGUAGCUGCUGCGACAACCCAGGAAGGCGGUAACGCCCAAGUCCUGGGACUGUUUGUUUCCAACAGAGUCCUGGGACACUGUCAGCUCUGACUGCGAGAGCAUCGUCUCCCCUCAGCCAUACAGAACUGCUGGCCACUGGCUCCUAUCAGUUGCGCCUCCAUCUUUUGGGACUCGCGCCCCUAACCCUGGUUGGGGCUCUGGACAGGUCCUCGGAACCCGGCGUGGACUCUACUAAAAAAAGCUCAGAAACUCAGGAGCUGAAGGCAGCGUCCGACCGGUGCUCGCCACCGUCACCUGCUGGUUGAAUUCCGGAAACCCACUGUCUGAAGUAUACAGGAGGGAAUCGCUGACCACGCACAAUCAGAAUCGUCUGGACCAAAAGCUCCCUGAUCCUGUGUGGCUGCCUUCUGUUCUUUACAUCGGUCCUUUCAUUCUUUCGGGGAUUUCUGUGUCCUGAAGCUCCCAACCAGCAUCAAAGUAGCUUGGGUGAGCUACAAACUUUGCUGUCUUGUUCUCCAACUUCUGCCUCCAACUUAGCGAGUCUGAACGUUACCACCCAAUUCUUUCCAAACUCCGAAAAUCUGCUUUUUCCUUCUCCUUGUCUGCCUUCUAUAGUCCCCAAAAUUUCCCCCCCUCCUGUGUCCUCUUCACCCCCUUCCUUUGGGGGCCCCGUGACCCUAAAUGUGGGGGGAACACUAUAUUCCACUACACUGGAGACCCUGACACGCUUCCCAGACUCCAUGCUGGGGGCCAUGUUUAGGGCUGACACCCUAAUGCCGGCCAAUCUCAACCCGCAAGGAGAUGGCCAUUACUUCAUCGACAGGGACGGUAAGGCUUUCCGGCACAUCCUCAAUUUCCUGCGGCUAGGCCGUCUGGACCUGCCCCGUGGGUAUGGAGAAACUGCCCUUCUUAAGGCAGAGGCUGACUUCUACCAGAUCCGGCCCCUCCUGGAUGCACUGCGGGAAUUGGAAGCCUCUCGGGGUACACCUGCGUCCACAGCUGCCCUGCUCCAUGCUGACGUAGAUGUUAGCCCCCGCCUGGUGCACUUCUCUGCUCGACGGGGCCCCCACCACUAUGAGCUGAGUUCUGUCCAGGUGGACACCUUCCGAGCCAACCUCUUCUGCACAGACCCUGAGUGUCUGGCUGCCAUGCGCAACAGAUUUGGUGUGGCCAGUGGGGACAGGGCAGAAGGAGGUCCACAUUUUCGGCUAGAGUGGGCCUCCCGCCCCCAGGAACUCCCUGAAGUAGAAUAUCAAAGACUGGGGCUCCAGCCACUGUGGACUGGGGGACCAGAAGAUCGGCGGGAGGUAGUGAACACGCCUACGUUCCUGGAGGAGGUGCUACGGGUGGCUCUGGAACAUGGCUUCCGCCUGGAUUCUGUCUUCCCAGACCCUGAAGACCUUCUGAACUCUAGAUCCUUGCGCUUUGUGCGCCACUGAAGAUGCUACCCUUCACUUGACUGAGGAGAGGAGGGGGAGUGAGACAGCCAAGGGGCUAAUGGCUCUUCUAAAACCUCUUUCUAGUUCUGGUGUGGGAGCUAUGAGAGUCAGGGAUCCCACCAGGCCUGGGAUUCCCAAACUGAGCUGCCCCACUACCCCCAAGACUUGUGAAUGGUCUAGAAGAUCAAUACUGGGACUUAUCCUGGGAAAGCAUCAUGGAUUCUCUAGCCUGUUCUUGCUUAAGGAUGGGUCCUCUGUAUUCAGAGGUGUGGAAAAGUAAGAAAGCACCCCUUUGCCCAGGCUAAACCUAGCAGAGCUCUGGAGGGUUGAGCACUAGGUGGGAGGACACACUUUGAAUUAUCAGAUGUAAUCUGUUCUCUAGACUGUGGUUUCCUCUACUGGACCUGUCACCUUAUCCUACUGUGACCAUUAAGAGGCCAGUACACUCUGGGAGGUUUUUUUUACUAUGUCCCAAGCCACCUACUGUGGGACACACCACCCUAGGAUGAUAUAAGGGAGCUAGGAGAACCUCCAGCAGCAUGGGGGCUAGAGCUCCCUUCUGGAAUUCCGUGUUUUAGGGGAUCCCAAAUGGAAGUGGGACUGGUCCAUGGUAUCCAGAGGCCUCUUUCGUGUGUGUGCGUGCGUGUGUGCGUGCGUGCGUGCGUGCGUGUGUGUGUGUGUGUGUGUGUGUGUGUGUCUGU
Messenger RNA from Rattus norvegicus (Norway rat), 2164 nucleotides. It is a transcript of the gene Kctd11, whose product is annotated as potassium channel tetramerization domain containing 11. Gene Ontology annotation, biological process: protein homooligomerization; protein ubiquitination. Lineage: Eukaryota; Metazoa; Chordata; Mammalia; Rodentia; Muridae. The record is from RefSeq and is marked validated. Gene Ontology annotation, molecular function: identical protein binding. Gene Ontology annotation, cellular component: cytoplasm.